AAGAAUAGUUGGAUAGAACAUGGGGGUCAUAUUUGGAGGCUCAAUUGUGAUGCCAUAGUAGCAAACUAUAUGUUGCUGAUAGUCCAAAACUGUACUGCUAGCUAUCACCAUUUAUAUCUCUUCUAUUAUUGUAGUAAAAAUUAGUAGUACUAUUUCUCUAGAUCUUCAUUUUUUGAUCAAAUGGAGGUUCAGUUGCAAAGGAGCUAUAUUGAAUCUAUUGAAGCCUUGUUUCGUGAGGGAGUCUUGGAUGCUCAGUUUGAACAGCUGCUGAUGCUUCGGGAUGAGAGCAAUCCGGAUAUUGUGAUGGAAGUGGUGACCCUUUUCUCUGAAGAUUGUCAACGAAUUCUCAAUCAACUCUCCCAGACCUUGAAUGAGCAGAGUGUGGACUUUAAGAAGGUUGAUGCUAGUGUGCACCAACUGAAAGGUAGCACCUCAAGUAUUGGGGCUGCGAGACUGAAAAAUGCUUGUAUUGCCUUCCUCAGCUUCUGUGACGCCCAAAAUGUUGAAGGGUGCCUUAGAUGCUCGCAGCAAAUCGAGCACGAGUACUUGCUACUGAAGAACAACCUGGAAGCUCUACUGAGGUUAGAGCAGCAGAUUGUGGCAGCUGGUGGAGUGGUUCCCGUGUUGAACGAAUUCUAAUGAGGCGAAUGGGGCAGCUGUGUUGGUAGUGAGUUUUUUUGGUGGUACCAGUUUGCCGAGUUUAAGGUUACUUUGAGGUUUCUACUUGUGAAAACUGGUUGUUUUUUCUAAGUUUGGAUACUCCUCUGUUAAUAAUGCAUUAUCUGGUCUUCAAAAAAUGUUGUUGAAUCUCUUACUAUCCAAUCACUCAAGUCUUUAACAUUUGAAACCAUGAAAUAUUAUAUCAUACUCAGUUAUCAUCAUAGAAUGCAAUAAACAAUUUCAUCA
Salvia hispanica is the source of this 906-nucleotide messenger RNA. The record is from RefSeq and is a predicted model, not a curated record. NCBI's taxonomy places the organism in Eukaryota, Viridiplantae, Streptophyta, Magnoliopsida, Lamiales, Lamiaceae.